Melanotaenia boesemani (Boeseman's rainbowfish) is the source of this 748-nucleotide messenger RNA. RefSeq names its product CD209 antigen-like protein 2. The transcript is spliced from 6 exons. The record is from RefSeq and is a predicted model, not a curated record. NCBI's taxonomy places the organism in Eukaryota, Metazoa, Chordata, Actinopteri, Atheriniformes, Melanotaeniidae. The coding region runs from base 36 to 734 and encodes 232 amino acids.
GAGUCCGGGAUAAUGAUGAGGAGAGAAAGGAGAGAAUGGUCGAUAUUUACGAGAGCGACGUCAAUUUCUCAGGUGGUCAGGCUGAUUCUUCAACACAUUGUGGAGGAACACACACACACAACCAUCUUCCAGCUACCAAAAGGAAUCCUUUCAAAGCUGUUGCAGUAAUUCUGGGCAUCCUGUGUCUCCUGCUAAUAGUGGGAAUCAGUAUCCUGUUCAAACCCUAUGUUGCAGCUGUUUUAAAAGAAAAAGAACCAAAAACAGAGUCUGAGGAGCUGAUAAGACACAGUUCUGAUGACCUGAGCAACAAUUUCUGCAGAUUCAGGAAAGAGAACCAGACAGACAAGGAAAAAGCAGAAUGGCACAGGAUUGGAUGUCAUUGUUACUACAUGUCUACUGAGAAGAAAAACUGGACUGAGAGCCAGAAAGACUGCGAGAGAAGAGGAGCAACCCUGCUAAUAAUAAACAGCAAACCUAAACACGAACUUUUAACUAAUCUGAUUAAACGUGGAGAUAAUGAAGAUUCCUGGAUUGGUCUGGAAAGAGUAGAAACAAAGGAUUGGAGGAAGAAAUGGCAAUGGGUGGACGGAUCAGAGCCGACAUAUACGGUCUGGAAAGUAGACGUUAAUGUGAACCCUGACGAGAUUUCCAAAGUUUACACUGAACCACAUGGAAAAUGGAAUUAUGUCACAAAUGGCUCAAAACACUGGAUCUGUGAGAGGAAGCUAUAUUAGGUUUCUUAUGAACA